Molecule: messenger RNA, 903 nt
Organism: Zychaea mexicana
Lineage: Eukaryota; Fungi; Mucoromycota; Mucoromycetes; Mucorales; Lichtheimiaceae
Exons: 2
Coding region: 1-903 (300 amino acids)
Source: RefSeq, a predicted model, not a curated record
AUGUCGCAAGUCAAAGCUUCACCCAGCGCUGCUCCAACUCAGUUUUCUCUGCACGACCAAGAGCUCCACUCUUCUGCGAAUCGCAUAAUGACUCGUCGAGCAAGCAGAUCUGCUCAAUCUCAACAGCAUCACCCGUCUGUGCCGCUUAUUGUCAAGACUAUUGCGGACGACGAGAACAGCGUCGUUCCUUUGGACAAUGAUGGUUCGACAGCCGCUGCAGCAGAAACCACAACGGCGACGACGACGACGACAGUAACAGCAGCAGCAGCAGCAGCUGCUGAUUCGGAUGGUGGAAGCCAUCCUCGUAUGGCAACACGUUCCCGUUCGAUUGAUUUAAAUCAAUCCGCUACCUCUUCUGCAGAAGAAUCGUCAUCCACUACUACGCCUACGCCUACGAGUCCAUCACCCAAUACAGCGAAACAACAACAACAACAACAACAACGGCGUAGUACGAGCACUAGCACCCAUCAUGCUACUACUACAUCCAAAACGAGAGCAAAGAAGACUCGCAAGAGAGGUGUUAAAGCAUCGCUAUCUCCCACCGUUGCCUCUGCAACAUCAACAAAACGGGGACGCGAAGAGCGAGGGAGUCGACGGCGAAAUGCCAAAGACACUUACAACAACACAUCCUCUGCUGGUGCUGCUGAAACAACUCAGUUGGAUGCAGUCAAACUGCAAAAGCUUGCUGAACUGGAUGAGCUAGAAAAGACGGUUUUGGACGGCACACACGCCGAAUAUCGCGAGCGCAUGGCGCACGCCGAAAAGAAACGAAUGCAUGAGAUGAACAACGCAAAGUUAAGGCGUGAUCUGGAAGAAGCAGAUAUCCGAUAUACCUUUGAUGCUUUCAAGAAAGCUGCCUAUGACCAAUUCUACGUAAGCCUAUCCACUUGUCCCGAACGUUAA